Colletotrichum truncatum is the source of this 2457-nucleotide messenger RNA. Its product is annotated as chitin recognition protein. The record is from RefSeq and is a predicted model, not a curated record. NCBI's taxonomy places the organism in Eukaryota, Fungi, Ascomycota, Sordariomycetes, Glomerellales, Glomerellaceae. Gene Ontology annotation, biological process: carbohydrate metabolic process. Gene Ontology annotation, molecular function: hydrolase activity, acting on carbon-nitrogen (but not peptide) bonds; chitin binding.
AUGCAUUGGUCUCACAUCCUUCUCGCCGCCCUCGCUGGGUUAGAUGUCGCUCAUGCCCACAGCCACGAUGAGCCGAUAAUGAACAUCAUCAGGGGCCGCCGUGGACCCGACGCGUUGCGGAGGAAACGUGCUGCCUACGAGGCGUGGAACCCCCCAUCAGUACCACUGAAGCCUCGUGAGGAAUCUUCGAAAGUUUUGGAGACUCGAGACCAAGCCCUUCCGGCCGGCAUCAAAGUGGGUGAUGGUUCUACGUGUGGUAAAACAGCAGGUGCUUGCAAAGCGGGCCAAUGCUGCUCAUCUGCUGGAUGGUGUGGAACAGGCCCAGAGUACUGCUCGGCGCCGGAUUGCCAGAUCAGCUACGGCCCAGCCUGUGACGGCAACAAGAAGCCCAACGGUCCCGACACGUCGAAUGAUGCAAGGCCCAAACGUGGCAGUGUUCCGUAUGGCGGCUUAGGUAUCUACAGCUGUGUAAAAGAUGGAGACAUCGCCAUCACCUUCGAUGACGGCCCGUACAAGUACACCGCGGCAAUGUUGGACGCGUUCAAGGCCCAUGGCGCUGUUGCUACCUGGUAUAUUACCGGAAACAACAUUGGCAAGGGAAUGAUUAAUGUAGCAUAUCGUGAUGUCAUCAAGCGAAUGGUCGCCGAGGGUCAUCAGAUUGCCAGCCACACAUGGUCUCAUGAGAACCUUGACCAAAUGACUCUCUCCCAGCGCAAAAACCAGAUGGUCUACAACGAGAUUGCCUUCACUGACAUUCUUGGCUUUUAUCCCACAUACAUGCGCCCGCCUUUCUCCAUUUGCGGAACCGAGUGCCAGGGUCAGAUGGCUGAUCUUGGCUACCACAUCACUUACUUUGAUCUUGAUACCCAAGGUUACUUGCACACGGAGCCCAGUCGUAUUAGCGUCAGCAACGAUCUCUGGGACGCUGCCAUGCUUGCCCGCUCUCCUUGCAAUGCUAGCUACCUGCACAUCGAGCACGACAUUCAUCAGCAAGUUGCCGAGACUUUCACUCCCCACAUGCUCGACUCCCUCGUCAAGAACGGCUGGAAGGCUGUCACCGUUGGUGAGUGCCUGGGCGAUCCCGUCGAGAACUGGUACCGCCGUGGCAACCCCGGUUACAACUUCAAGAUCACCGCCGCAACACCUCCUGUUUGCUCUGCCACAGGUGCUGCCACUUCCAAAACCAGCGGUGCUUCUUCUCGUGCCGGUACUGCUAGCAGCGCGGCCGCUUCAGCCACAAGCACGAAUAUCUCCAAGGACGCAACAUGCGGUGGCACCUCCGGAUAUACGUGCAAAGAUUCCGCGUUUGGCAGUUGCUGUUCUGUCAACGGAUGGUGUGGCAGCACCGCUGCUUAUUGCGGUACAGGUUGCCAGUCCAAAUUCGGCACUUGCACCAACAGUGACACCGUAAGCAGUGCAGGUGGUGCAGGAUCUGGCUCUUCGGCCACAAAGGCUGCCUCCGGCGCUCUUCCUUCCUCCACUCUCCCGGUCUCCUCCAUCGGCGAGUGCGGUGCCAAGGUUGGCCAAACAUGCCUAGGCUUUGGCCAGGGCACCUGCUGUUCCCAGUACAAUUACUGCGGUAACACUGAGGGCCACUGCGGUGCCGGCUGCCAGUCCGGUUUUGGUACUUGUAAUGCUGGUGCCGGUACGAGCUCUGCUGCCUCAGCGGCUGCUCCAGCUUCCAGCAACACAGCCAACAAAAAGCCUUCCACUGAUGGCACCUGCGGCGCUUCCAACAAUGGAUUCAACUGCUUGGGCACUGCUUUUGGUGACUGCUGUUCGCCUUACGGUUUCUGUGGUACCACUUCCGGUCAUUGCGAUACCGGUUGUCAGAGUGGUUAUGGCAAGUGUUCCGGCACUGGUGCUGACACUAAUGUCUCUCGUGAUGGAAAGUGUGGUGACCUAGGUUCAACUCUUGGUCAGGUACUCUGCCAAGGCUCAGCCUUUGGUAACUGUUGUUCGGCAUACGGCUUCUGCGGUAGCACCGACGCGCAUUGUGGCACUGGAUGUCAAUCCAAGUUUGGCACAUGUAGUAUGUCAAUCGAGGUCACUAGCACUGAAAGCCAGUUGACCUCUUCUAUCCUACCUCCUGCUAACACUGUCUCUCAGAAACCUGAAACGUCCACCGCUAGUAGCAGCGUUCGUUCUUCUGUCAAUGCCGUCGUUUCCACGAGCAGCAGCCGCAGCAACGUUCCAGCCUCUAGCAGCAGCAGGAGCACCACCUUGGCGACGACUUCGAAGACUUCUUCCGCAUCUGUCCCAACGCAGACGGCAAAGCCUAUCAAGACUGUCAACAGAGCCGGUGAUACCUGUGGUGAGUCCUCUGCCCAAAAGUGCGGAACAGGUCUUUGUUGCACGAGCAGGGGUGUUUGUGCCAACACAAGAUCCUUGUGGUUCAAUAACAGCAGCUGCUACAAGUCCAAUGGUUGCAAGGUUGGAUGGGGUACUUGUUUUUAA